Messenger RNA from Colossoma macropomum (tambaqui), 2319 nucleotides. Its product is annotated as transient receptor potential cation channel subfamily M member 1-like. The transcript is spliced from 12 exons. NCBI's taxonomy places the organism in Eukaryota, Metazoa, Chordata, Actinopteri, Characiformes, Serrasalmidae. The record is from RefSeq and is a predicted model, not a curated record. Gene Ontology annotation, molecular function: calcium channel activity. Bases 1 to 1866 code for a protein of 621 amino acids. Gene Ontology annotation, biological process: calcium ion transport into cytosol.
AUGGGUGCAGCGGACUUUCGAGAGGGACAGCAGGACUUUGAGAUGGCCAUCUUAACGGCUUUACUUAAAGGCACAAAUGCCUCGGCCCCAGACCAGCUGAGCUUGGCUCUGGCCUGGAACAGAGUGGACAUAGCACGCAACCAAAUCUUUGUGUAUGGACACAACCUGCCACCUCCAAGUGCAGUAGCCAGUGCUACAGCCCCCACGGUGCAGUCCGUAAAGGAGAAGCCAAAGAGCGCCGCUGGAGGCCCUCAGGCCAAGAGUAGGAGCAGAGCCAAGAAGGGCAAGGGGGGCAAGGCAAAGGCAGAAGUUCCAGAAGAAACAGAUCCCAGAAAGUUGGAAUUACUCAACUGGGUGAACUCAUUGGAGCAGGCAAUGAUGGACGCACUGGUGUUGGACAGAGUAGACUUUGUCAAGCUGCUGAUUGAAAAUGGGGUCAACAUUCACCACUUCCUCACCAUCCCACGCCUGGAGGAGUUAUAUAACACAAAACUUGGGCCUGCCAACACGUUGAAUGCUAUAGUCCGGGAAGUUAAAAAAGGGAACCUCCCACCAGACUAUCAGAUUACACUGAUUGACAUAGGCCUGGUGGUAGAGUACCUAAUGGGUGGAGCCUACCGCUGUAACUACACAAGGAAAAGCUUCCGUUCCCUCUACAACAACCUUUAUGGCCUUAAAAGGGAUGAUGAACCAAGACCGAAAGGUAAGAAGCGAAAGAAAAAAAAAGAGGAGGAGGUAGAUAUUGAUGUGGAUGACCCUGAGGUCAGCCGUUUCCAUUACCCAUUCCAUGAGCUGAUAGUGUGGGCAGUGCUAAUGAGGAGGCAAAAGAUGGCACUUUUCCUGUGGCAGAGAGGAGAGGAGGCCAUGGCUAAGGCAUUGGUAGCAUGCAAGCUCUACAAAGCUAUGGCCCAUGAGUCCUCAGUGAGUGAGUUGGUGGAUGACAUUUCUCAGGAUCUGGAUAACAGCUCCAAGGAAUUUGGAACUUUGGCAUAUGAGCUUCUGGACCAGGCCUACAAACAUGAUGAGCAGGUGGCCAUGAAACUGCUGACUUAUGAGCUUAAGAACUGGAGCAAGUCCACCUGUCUGAAGUUGGCUGUAGCUGCCAAGCACAGAGACUUCAUCGCCCACACCUGCAGCCAGAUGCUCCUCACUGACAUGUGGAUGGGCUGCCUGAGGGUUGGCAAAAACCCUGGACUCAAGGUGAUUGCUGGCAUCAUUGUCCCUCCCUCUAUCCUGCUGCUGGAUUUCCGUCUGGGUGAUGACGCACACCAAGAUGAUAAUGAGGAUAGCAAGGAAAAGGACGAUGACAACAAAUCCAGCAGGGAUGCCAAUGCAGACACACACUCUAAGAAAGGUGAUGAAGAAGAAGGCAGCAAGAAACUGAAGCGGGUACCCAUCGGAAGGAAGAUCUAUGAGUUCUACAAUGCUCCUUUCACCAAGUUUUGGUUUAACACUAUAUCCUACCUUGUGUAUCUCAUGCUGUACAAUUACAUUGUCCUGGUGAAGAUGGAACGCUGGCCAUCACAACAAGAGUGGCUAGUUAUCUCAUACAUACUGACACUGGGCUUAGAGAAAGUUAGACAGAUCCUGAUGUCAGAGCCUGGUAAGCUGAGGCAGAAGAUCAGCGUGUGGCUGGAGGAGUACUGGAACAUCACUGACCUGGUGGCCAUCUCUACGUUCAUGCUUGGUCUUCUCCUCAGACUGCAGCCUGAACCAUAUAUGGGCUAUGGCAGGGUUAUCUACUGCGUGGACAUCAUCUUCUGGUACAUUCGUGUGCUCGAUAUUUUUGGUGUCAACAAGUACCUCGGACCUUACGUCAUGAUGAUUGGAAAAAUGGUAAGAAAUGUUAGAUACAAUGCAAAUUGAUACUAUUGGUUUAAGGUGCUGUGCUUUUGGCAUUUGGAUUAUUCUAGCAGGCCUCAGCAGGUCAUUCCACCUUAGACUUUCUAUUUUCUAUUUAAAUGUUAAACUUUAGACCCGUGAGAAGUUACAUGAUUAAUUUUUCAAAGAAAGAGUAAAAAACAGGUUUGUCUGACUGUACUCACCUUAUACCCUGUGCUGUUGUGUUUUUCAGAUGAUUGACAUGCUGUACUUUGUGGUGAUCAUGCUGGUGGUUCUGAUGAGUUUUGGUGUAGCACGGCAGGCCAUCCUGCACCCUGAUGAAGAGCCUACCUGGCGCCUGGCCCGGAACAUCUUCUACAUGCCUUACUGGAUGAUCUACGGAGAGGUGUUUGCGGAUUCAAUAGACCGUAAGACUAGAAUUGAUAGUAAGAUUCUUUUUCCUGCCUCCAGGGUAGACAUUCAGUCCCAUUAGCAUGU